CUGGAUAAGCAGGUGAAAGCGGUUGCUAAGCAACCGCGCUGCGUUCUAAAAAACAACAUGGCGGAAAGACCGAGACCCGCGUCUCAGGGGGCCAAAAAACCUCCAGGCUCAGGUUCUCAGAGACCUCUAGCUGCAACAAGAUCUGCAAACCGUCCUGCUUCUGCUCCAACAAAGAAGCCGCCUCCGAUAGACCUGCUGGCUAAAGAAAAGGAAUACAAGAGACUUAAUGAAGAACUGGAAGCCAAAACAGCCGAGCUGGUGCGCCAGGCCGAGGAAGUUAUGCGAGAACAAAACGAGGUGCUGUCAAAGCCUAUACCAACCCACCUGAGCCUGGAUAUUGCAGACGACUCUGAGGAAUUCUGGGAAGCUGUCGUGCCCUCAGUGACAAAAUCAAAAUCUACAGCCAAGGUAAAGGCAGAACGUCCAUUUGAUGAUUUUGCAGCAACAGAAAAGAAAUCUUUAAAAGCUGGAAAGCCGAACAGAUCUUUGUCAACUCCAAGAAAGACAGCACAAAAAAAGCAAGUGACGGUUGCGGAUGACGUUGCCAUGCCAGCGGAUUUUACAGACUUUUCUCUUACCAAGACUAUACGCAAAAUAGAAGGCAGAGUAAAUGAUGAGGACACAGCGGAGCAACUGGAGGACGAUAUCGUACCGAGUGCCGGUGAAGAGAUGAGUGCAGAGGCCCAGAUUCGCUUCAUGAAAGCCAAACUACGAGUGAUGCAGGAAGAUUUAAACAGACUCUCACAGGAAUGCAACAAGAAGGACGAGGAGAAUGCAGUGUUGAGCAGUAAGCUGAAAGAGGUGGAGGAAGAUCGAGUCAGACUGCAGAGGACCACCAACAUGCAGCAGAUGCAGUUAGAGAAACACAGAGCCCUGGCUGAAGACGCUAACGGGAAUUGCGAAGCUCUGCGCCAUCAAGUCAGCGUGUUACAAAAGGAAGUGGAGGGAAUGAAAAGAACUCAGAAGCAGGCGUCCAGCAGCCACAAUGCCACAGAAGUGAGACUGAACCGAGCUCUGGAGGAGGCUGAGAGGUGCAAAGCUGAACUCAACAAGCUCAAACAGAGCAGCAAGGACUCUGUAAAUCAGGAACAGCAGAAGAUUGAAGCUUUACAUGCUGAGAAGAUAAAGCUGGAGAAACAAAAAGCUGAACUCAUCACUGGCUUUAAAAAGCAGCUUAAGCUUAUUGAUAUUUUAAAAAAGCAAAAGAUGCAUUUUGAGGCAGCGAGGAUGAUGUCUUUUACCGAGGAGGAGUUUAUGAAGGCUCUUGACUGGGGCAAAUCGUAACGCGUACACACUGAUGUGCAUUUCAGUAAAAUGUCCUCAUCUGAGCUUUCAUGAGCUGUUUUCUUUUUGUCUGAACUGUACAGAAAGCUUUCUAUUCUUGGUCAUUAUUAUAUUGUUGUAUCUGGUUGAUUUAUUGUGGCUUUAUUAAAAUUACUGUUUUUGGUAAUGUUUAAAAAGGUUUUAUUUUUUAUUGCUUUAUUUGGAAGAAAAUUUCCUAUACAGGAUUCUUGAGCAGGUCUGAAAAAGCAUGCAAUUUAAAGGCAGUCCCUGGAUUUA
Clarias gariepinus (North African catfish) is the source of this 1560-nucleotide messenger RNA. RefSeq names its product testis expressed 9 (gene tex9). NCBI's taxonomy places the organism in Eukaryota, Metazoa, Chordata, Actinopteri, Siluriformes, Clariidae. Bases 58 to 1284 code for a protein of 408 amino acids. The transcript is spliced from 11 exons. The record is from RefSeq and is a predicted model, not a curated record.